AUGGCUGAACUUGAUCUUGAUCACUAUCAAGCUAAGCCCACAAACAAUACGACAACAAGGUUAAAGCUUUUUGGGUUCAAUGUAUCGGAAGAUGAAGAAGUGGAAUCCACAAAAACACCAUCGGGAUCAUCAGACUCCGGCGGAGGAGGCUUCCCCUCUUCCGACGGCCGCAAAUACGAGUGUCAAUACUGUUGCCGCGAGUUCGCUAACUCACAAGCGUUAGGCGGACAUCAGAACGCACAUAAGAAAGAACGUCAACAGUUAAAGCGUGCACAAAUGCAAGCUAGUCGAAACGCAGCCGUUUCUUAUAUCAGGAACCCGAUCAUCUCCGCCUUUGCUCCGCCACCUCACCUCCUCACUCAGACAGGUCCGAUGGUGAUUCCGUCUUCCGCAGUCGCGUCCCCUUCAUGGGUGUAUGUGCCACGCGCUGCUCCAACAUUCCACAUGUCGCAUGGAUGCGUGCUGCCACCUACUUCGUCUUCUCCGACGUCCGGCGGGAGAGGACCAGGGUCGUUAUGCUACGCCGGCAGUGUAGGGGAGUCGUCGUUGUCAAGCGUUGGGCCGCAGCCGAAUAACCGGGCACAUCAUGAUGACGGGCCUUCGUUGAGUAGGUUUUCCAGGGGGGAUGGUGGGCCCAGCUUCGAUGAUACAUUUGGGCUUGAUUUACAUCUCAGCCUUUAG
This is a messenger RNA of Lactuca virosa, 681 nucleotides long. Lineage: Eukaryota; Viridiplantae; Streptophyta; Magnoliopsida; Asterales; Asteraceae. The record is from the annotation of a GenBank genome assembly.